This is a messenger RNA of Cotesia glomerata, 1535 nucleotides long. RefSeq names its product cytochrome P450 306a1 (gene phtm). The transcript has 4 exons. Gene Ontology annotation, biological process: xenobiotic metabolic process. Gene Ontology annotation, molecular function: iron ion binding; heme binding; oxidoreductase activity, acting on paired donors, with incorporation or reduction of molecular oxygen, reduced flavin or flavoprotein as one donor, and incorporation of one atom of oxygen. The record is from RefSeq and is a predicted model, not a curated record. NCBI's taxonomy places the organism in Eukaryota, Metazoa, Arthropoda, Insecta, Hymenoptera, Braconidae. Bases 16 to 1518 code for a protein of 500 amino acids. Gene Ontology annotation, cellular component: cytoplasm; intracellular membrane-bounded organelle.
UAAUUUAAAAUAAUUAUGUUGUUUUUAUAUUUAAUAAUGAUUAUUUUAUUAUUAAUUUCAAUACUUGUAAUCUUAAAAAAGAGUGAAAAAAAAAAUUACCCGCCGGGUCCAAGAGGACUUCCAAUAAUUGGCUCUCUAUUAAAUAUUGACGCAAAAGCGCCUUAUAAAAGUUUGACAAAAUUGUCUGAAAUAUAUGGACCGAUUUUUAGUUUGAGAAUGGGGUCAGUGUAUACUGUUGUUUUAUCAGACCCGAAAUUAAUACGUACUACUUUAGCGAAGGAUGAAUUCUCUGGAAGAGCACCGCUUUAUUUAACUCACGGUAUUAUGAAUGGUUACGGAUUAAUUUGUGCUGAAGGCGAACUUUGGAAAGAGCAAAGAAAAUUUGUAUCAGCAACUUUAAAAAACUUCGGAGCAGUUAAACACAGUGUAAAAAAAGAUAUUAUGGAAAAUAAUAUUAAAAAAUUAUCAAAUGAAGCUAUACAGAAAUUAAAAGACGCAUCAUUGAAUAAUAAAAACGGAAUUGAUCCAUUAUCAAUUUUACAUCACUGUAUUGGCAAUGUUAUGAAUAAUUUAGUAUUUGGAACGGUAUACGACGAGGACGACGAAAUCUGGAAGUGGUUACGUGAUUUACAAGAAGAAGGAGUGAAACACAUCGGAGUUGCGGGGCCAUUGAAUUUCUUACCUUUUUUAAGAUAUUUAUCUCAUUAUAAACAAAUCAUGAAGUCGCUCGUUGAUGGUAAAUUGGAAACACACAAAUAUUACCAAAAAUUAAUUGAUCAAUAUAAGACAAAAAUUUUAAAUACCGAGGAUUACAAGAUCAACAGUGAUAAUUUUCUCGCUGCUUUUUAUGAUGAGAUGACCAGAAGACAGAAUAAUAAUAGUGUGGGAUCAUUUACUGAACAACAAUAUUAUCACUUAUUAGCUGACCUUUUUGGAGCUGGUACAGAUACUACUUUAACUACAAUCCGGUGGUUUUUACUUUAUAUAGCCAUUUCACCAGAAAAGCAGGAAAAAAUCUAUGAAGAAAUUAAAACAGUUUUGGAUGAUAAAGAAGAAAUAUCUUUAGAAAAUAGUUCUUCAUUAAUAUUAUUACAAGCUGCUAUUUGCGAGGUUCAGAGACUUAGAUCAGUUGUUCCUGUAGGAAUUCCACAUGGAGCGAUUAAAGAUACAAAAAUAGGAGACUAUGAUAUACCACAAGGAGCAAUGAUUAUUCCGCUGCAAUGGGCAGUACAUAUGAAUCCUAUUUACUGGGACAACCCUGAAGAAUUCAUCCCUGAAAGAUUUAUUUCUCCGGAUGGAUCUUUAAGCAAACCUCCUGCAUUUAUUCCUUUUCAAACUGGCAAACGCAUGUGUGUUGGAGAUGAACUCGCCAGGAUGGUUAUGUUUAUUUUUGUCGGUAAAAUUGUCAGAGAAUUUAAGAUUUCUAUUUCUAAUAAUGAAACUGUUGAUUUAGAUGGCCACUGCGGAAUAACUCUCGUUCCAAAGGAACAUAAACUUAUUUUCACACCUCGACAAUAAACUAAAUUUAAAGUAAA